This is a messenger RNA of Effrenium voratum, 1055 nucleotides long. The record is from the annotation of a GenBank genome assembly. NCBI's taxonomy places the organism in Eukaryota, Dinophyceae, Suessiales, Symbiodiniaceae.
CCCUUUGUUUUCCUUCUUGGGCCAAUUUCUACUCUUAGACAGGGCCGGAGCAAGCCAGUUUAGGACGAGCAAUGUCUGAUGGCUACUCGUGGCACCUGGCUGCAGCGGCUGUUGCUGGGAUCGCCUUCGGCUAUGUUCUCGCAAAGACCCACCCAGCGCCUGAUACUGCGACUGCGCCUGCGCUGAAGCGGGACUUUCGCGUGCCGAGCGAGAAGGUCUGUCUCGUCACUGGUGGCUCCAGAGGCAUUGGUGCGGCAGUCUGCGAGAGGCUGGCGGCAGAUGGGUACAAGGUGGCGGUGAAUUAUCGCAGCAACAAGGAGCAGGCCGACGAGGUGGUGAAGCGGAUUCGUUUGCAGGGGGGCAUAGCUGUUGCAGUGCAGGGCGAUGUCGCCAACCAGCAGGAAGUCCCACAAUUGUUCGACAUGGUCUCGGCGCAGUUGGGCGCAGUGCCGACUGCGGUGGUCAACAAUGCCGGGCUCUUAGGCCCCCUCACUGGCCUCACAGACGACGCCACACUGGGAGAGCUCGGCAGAGUCAUGGGCACAAACCUCUAUGGGGUCCUGCACGUACUCCAGGAGGUCGCAAAGCGCAUGCAGCCCGGUGGCGCGGUUGUCAACGUGAGCGCAGGCUCUGCAUACACUGGUCAGCCCCUGGCGUAUGCCAUGAGCAAGGGCGCGUUGAACAGUUUGACCGCAGGAUGUGUGCCAGAGCUGGCACGCCUGGGCAUUCGCAUCAACACCGUGUCCCCAGGUCCUGUCUACACAGACAUGAUGGGAGACUUUGACCAGAUAGCUCGGGAUCAGAUGGCUGCUGCAAUACCGCUGGCCAGAGCGGGCGAGCCCAGCGAGAUUGCCGCGGGCAUCUCCUGGCUGCUCUCGGACGAUGCGUCUUUCGUCUCGGGAGCCAACUUGCGGAUCGCCGGGGGCAAGCCCCUAGAAGCGUGAGACAGUCGAUUCCCCGCGAAUCGAGGGGUCGGCGCCAAUCCGAGCCCCCCCUGCAGAUUAGCUUGUGAACCACAAAAACCUGUGUUUUUUUUAGGAAACUCCCUUUGCCAC